Messenger RNA from Pectinophora gossypiella (pink bollworm), 503 nucleotides. RefSeq lists its product as uncharacterized. The transcript has 4 exons. The coding region runs from base 90 to 503 and encodes 137 amino acids. The record is from RefSeq and is a predicted model, not a curated record. NCBI's taxonomy places the organism in Eukaryota, Metazoa, Arthropoda, Insecta, Lepidoptera, Gelechiidae.
UUAAACACUCUUUGAAUGAUCUUUGGAGAGUGUAUCGGCGGUCACUUGCCAAUGAAUCGUCUGUGGAGACAGACAAAUUUCCUGUGGGAAUGGUAUACUUGAAGUCAAUUCCGUUAAGAUCUGUUUGUAAUUCAUUGCUACUCAAAGACACGUGGUCAGUCACCCCGGGUCACUGUGCAGCGAUGCGCACCGAUCCUGACAUGUCGCACUCGCUGCUAUUAUGGAGAGUCAAAUACUCAGCUGGCGACAAAUUUCUGGUCCCCAGUGGCCUCGAAUUGAGCGACGAUACGUUGCAAGCGCAUGCAAAUAGAAUGAUAAUGGUCGGCUGGAUAUCUCACUUGCAGAUGCAGGGAGGUGAAAGCCCGCAUCUUAGCACCUUUGAUAUGAAACCUGUAAUGUCAGAGAAAUGUAUGCAAUUCAUGUCUCCAAUCAUUGACAUGAGAAGCUAUGAGUUUUGUAUCCUACUGCAGCAAAGAACAAACGAUCCGCCAGGUUCGUACUAA